This is a messenger RNA of Gadus chalcogrammus (walleye pollock), 3930 nucleotides long. RefSeq names its product protein Tob2. NCBI's taxonomy places the organism in Eukaryota, Metazoa, Chordata, Actinopteri, Gadiformes, Gadidae. The record is from RefSeq and is a predicted model, not a curated record. Bases 410 to 1609 code for a protein of 399 amino acids. The transcript is spliced from 2 exons. Gene Ontology annotation, biological process: regulation of gene expression. Gene Ontology annotation, molecular function: transcription corepressor activity. Gene Ontology annotation, cellular component: cytoplasm; nucleus.
GCGCCACGCAGCAGGCUGUGAGCCCGGGCCCUGAAACAGGACUGGAGUUCAGACCUCAAACAUCUGAAGACAUUGAACACUUCCAAUAGGCGCAGUCACAAGGGAAACAGAGAAUCUACUCACUCUUAAUACCAUUGAAACUUGACACCGUUGUCUGCAGAGCCGUCCAAUCAGGAGCCUUGAGAGGGACUCCGCUGACCGCCUACACACAGAGCCCCAUCAUGGUGGCAGCACACGUUUUAUACACUUUAUAAACCCAGUUCCCCUGCAUAUGUACCUGUGUUGAUGGCCCCGGUUUGAACACGGCCCCCUUUACUGCUAAAGCAAAACAACAACACCAGGCGCCAUCUUGUAGCUCCGCCCUCUGGUAGCUCCGCCCCCGGUAGCCCCGCCCUCCGGUAGCGGCGCCAUGCUCCUGGAGGUGAAGGUGGCGCUGAACUUCAUCGUGUCCUACCUGUACAACAAGCUGCCGCGGCGCCGAGCCGACCUGUUCGGGGAGGAGCUGGAGCGCCUCCUGGUGGCGCGCUUCGAGGGCCACUGGUACCCCGAGGCCCCGCUGCGCGGCUCGGCCUUCCGCUGCCUGCACCUGGGGGCCCCCCGGGACCCGGUGGUGGAGCUGGCGGCCAGGCGCAGCGGCCUGGACACGGAGGAGGUCCGCGCCAACGUCCCGGCCGAGCUCAGCAUCUGGGUGGACCCCUACGAGGUGUCCUACCAGAUCGGGGAGCAGGGCGCCUUGAAGGUGCUGUACCUGGAGGACCCCCCGGGGCCGGGCGGGGGCGCGGAGCGGGGGGAGCCGCCGGGGGACGGGGCCCCGGGGGACGGGGGCCCCGACGAGGCCCGGAGCCUGGGCUUCAACCCCGACGCCCAGGUGUUUGUCCCCGUGGGCGGGCGGGGGUCCCCCGGGCUGCUGGGCUCGUUGUCGGCCUCGCCCACGCCCGGCCCCGCCCCCCCGCCCGGCCCCGCCCUCUUCAGCUACCCCGGCACCCCCACCGCGCACUCCUCCAACCCCUCCACCCCCUCCCCGCCCCUGGGGGGGCUGUCCUACCUGCCCCCCCCCCAGCAGCCCCCCGGGGCCCCCGGCCGGCCCCCCCUCCAGCCCAUCACCUUCACCACCGCCAGCUUCGCCGCCACCAAGUUCGGCUCCACCAAGAUGAAGAAGAGCAGCGCGGCCGGCCCGGGGGCCCCCGGGGGCCCGGGCGGCGGCGGCGUUGCCGUGGUAGCCGUGCCCCCUCAGAGGAUCCUGUCGCGCUCCCCGCCCGCCGCCCUCCCCCCCGCGGAGCUGCUGAAGCACAAGCCCCUGGCCCUGGCCCUGCACGCGCUGGGGGCCCCCGCCCCGCCCAGCCAGCUGUCGCCCAACGCCAAAGAGUUUGUGUUCCCCGGCUCCCCGGGGGCCCUGUACUUCGAGGUGGACCCCCAGCCCAUGGCCAGCCCCUUCCAGCCGCCCCCCCACCUCAACGCCCACCCCAGCUACGACCCCUUCGCCCGCCCGGCCGCGCCCGGCCCCGGGGGGCUGUCCUACGGGGAGAAGCCCCCCUUCGGGGAGGGUCUGGGGGGGUACAGCCUGCAGUACCCCCCCCAGUCCUUCCCGUCCGUGGUGCUCGCCAACUAGCCCUGAGGAAGAGGAGGAGGAGGAGGGCGAUGGUGGUGACGAAGGUGGUUCCUCCAGCGGGGUUUGGCCUGCGGUGGAGGGACGCCACGUGAUUAGUUUUCUACUUCAGGGUUUUUUGUUUGUGACGGCGUGGGAUUAGUUUGACUCCCAGAGGCUCUGCUCCUCUCUGUGGGACGGAGGGAUUCUUCUUUUUCUUCCUCCCUGCGGUUCCUCCACCCUGAAUGUCAGAGUGGAGGAGGUGUGGAGCAGGUCAACACGAAACGGCCUCCAUUUUAGUUUGAAGUUUUGUUUUUGCACUCUUACAGCGAGGAAGGACCUUGGCCAAGACCUGCAGUCGACGGACGGACAGCCGUGGAGAGCUCAGCACUUUACACUGCAAUCUGCUUUGCCCCAGUUAGUGUGUGUGUGUGUGUGUGUGUGUGUGUGUGUGUGUGUGUGUGUGUGUGUGUGUGUGUGUGUGUGUGUGUGUGUGUGUGUGUGUGUGUGUGUGUGUGUGUGUGUGUGUGUGUGUGUGUGUGUGUGGUAGAGCAACCUCUGGUGGAGGCAGAUGUUUCCUCCUUCAAACCCGGAGCACGUUUUCAGGCUGAAGCCAAAUGCAGCUCUCCUCCUCUCUCCUCUCCUCUCCUCUCCUCUCCUCCUCUCCUCUCCUCACCUCUCUCCUCUCCUCCUCCUCCUCUCCUCUCCUCCCCCCUCUCCCUCUCCUCCCCCAUCUCCCUCUCCUCUAUUCCUCUGGCCACCGGUUGUUGUUGUUGUUGCAGUAUUAUCUUGGUGUCGGUGCAGAGGAACGAAUGUUCUCCGGUCCCUCGUGGACCAGCUUGUGAUCCGCGUGGCCGGGUGCACGUGAUUGGUCGGCUGCCAUCGGGGGGGGGACAGGGUGCCCAUGCACUCAGAAUGCCCCUCCAAGCCCCCCAGCACUUUAUAUUAUUAGAACCCGGGGGCAUUGUUAGGGGGGGGGGUUCAUCACGCACACCCCAUUCCGUCGGCACGGUGACGGCACAUUCUGAUAGCGGCCCUGAGACGCAGAAGGUGCGCUGGAUUUGUCUUGCGUGUCGUCUUACGGCGGCGGGGCAGGGCCGUCCUGUCUGUAGGUCCCGUGAAGUGAAUGUUUUCUAGAUCCACGCUUUAGACGUCCCGGUGCAGGCCGCCCCCCCCCCCCCCGCUGGGCUCCCACGGCCCCAGGCCCGAGCCCGGGUGGUCCGCAUGCAGUACUGCAGCGUCGGGCCCACUCUGCCGCCUCCCCCCGGGACACGGACGUAGAGACGGACGGACGGACAUAGAGACGGACGGACGGACGGACGGACGUAGAGACGUAGCGCAGCGAGGGCAGAAGUUUAUUUUAUUUUUUACAUUUGAUCGCACGUUACUUCAAAAUGUUUCUAGAUUCUUUUCUUUUCAUUUUCCAGCAGAAUAAAAUACAUUUGUAAGUAAAUGAUUCAAAUAUGACUCUAGGAAUAAGAAAAAAGUUGUUAUUUUCAGAUUCUUUGUUUAAUUUCUUAUGAGCUGAGGUUAUUUUUACAGAAGAAUAACGUGAAUAUAUGCAAGUUCAGAUGAACAUGACGAUGUAUAGAAUAAAGUGUUGAAUGUGUUGAACCUUGUACAUCGUGUGUCUAAUAAAGACGGGUAAAUGUAUUCAUUAAGAUGUUGUCCUCGGACAGGUUCAGAAGUGAAUGUUUACAUGAGUUGGUUUUGGAAGAGUCUGCAAUCCUCACUUUUCUGAAGAGUCUUCUCAGUGCUCUGUCUCCUGAUUCCAUACAUUUAAACCAAAAAACGGACCCCACAUUUCAAAGUUUCUAAAUCACACCGUUUCUCUUUCAAUGGCUCUGCGUACAUUCAUACGUAUUCAUAUUUGUUCUCUUCGUCAUUGGUAUUAAAUGUCCUGUUCUACAAACGUACUUUAUCCUCCGUCACAGGCCUGUGUGCGCCCGUUGGCUGAGCUCCAGAGUCACGGCAGCUCAUUGUCCUCGGUCUGCACCCCCCCGCUCACUCCGACACCCUAAUAACCCCCCCUCGCCUCCUCCUGCUCCGUGUUUAAUAAGAUAGCCAUACCCCCCCCCUCACUAGCUCUGAGCGGCCAGCUGCUCCCCCAGCAGAGCCACAGCCCAUAAUACCAGGAGUCCAGAGGAGUCCUUCUGUGGGCCGGGCCACGGGGGGGCCGGGUCCGGGGCGGUCAGAACCCGGGGGGUCCGUCUGAGACGUGGACUGGCUUCAAGGGAAAUGCUUGUUUUUGUUAAUUUUUUAUAUAAAUUGUUGCAUAAAAUGUUCGAAGAACUUCUGUCCACCCAAAAACAAACGACUUAUUGUCCAAGUGUGUUUUAAUUUCC